AUGAGCCCGCCUGGAGACGUGAAGCGCAACGUCGUUGCCACCACCGCGACUGACGAGAUUGCGAUCAAAGGAACGGCGGGACCGGACGUCUCUGUUUUCGAGGUCUACCAACCUUCCGCCGACAGCAUUGCGAUCUCGGGACGGCACUUCAUCGACCCGCUUGGGCGCGUGCUGGGACUUCGUGGUGCUAACGUGGGCAGCGCGAGCAAGGUGCCCUCCGAGAAGGUACCAGUCGACCGUAUGGCUGAGAACUCCUAUGUCAACCGACCGUUUCCGCUUGAGGAGGCUCCCGAACACUGGGCUCGCCUGAAGAGCUGGGGUCUGACUUUUAUUCGCAUCAAUGUGACUUGGGACGCCGUGGAGCACGCAGGUCCUGGGCAAUACGACACAGAAUACCUUGCGUAUCUGCGGACGCUUCUCGAGAGUCUUCGAGGCACUGGUCUCGUUGCCUACGUUGACGUCUGGAGCCGCGCUUCUGGCGGCAGCGGUGCACCGGCAUGGACUCUGACGGAGUGCGGCUUCGAUCUGUCCGACGACGGUGCGGCCCUCGAAGCCUCAGGCGCUGCGUACCUCCACGGCAUUCGCAGCUCGGUCAUCGAGGGAGAGCGCGGACUUUGGCCGACCGGUUACCAGAAGCUCGCGUGCGCGACAAUGAACACACUGUUUUGGGGUGGAGACACGUUCGCCCCCCGGUUCAAGAUCCGAGGGCGGCCCGCGCAGGAGUUCCUCCAGAGUCAUUUCCUGAAUAUGUGGAAGACGCUCGUCGACGCUGUCGGCGAUCUCGACACGGUCAUGGGCUUCGAGAUGCUAAAUGAACCGCAUCCUGGUUACAUUUCCAUUCCGACGAUACGAGGAUGGAACUACAACACCGACCUUCACCUGGGCCAGUACCCGACGCCGCUCGAGGGCAUGGCUAUGGGUGCUGGACAUCCCACCGAGGUUGCGAACUAUGUUCGCAGCUGGCCGCAUCCAACCAAGGUUAGCCACAGGGAGCUGGGCAACAGCGACGGUAUCGCCGCAUGGUCGAAGGACGGACCGACAGGCGGACGCUGUCUCUGGGAAUCUGAGGGAGUGUGGUCGUGGAGUGCCGAGAAGAAGCGUCCUGUAGCUUUGCAGGAGGACUACUUCACAAAGGACCGUUCCGGGCGGACUGUGAACUGGUACAACGACUACUACUUCCCGCUCCUCAAGAAAUGGGAGGGUAUCAUCAACGGCGUCGCCCCCGGCAAAGCACGCAUGAUUGAGCCGCUACCCAACGAGUUCUGCCCCGUGUGGCCGGAGGAGGACCGCCCGAGGCAUUUCGUCUUCGCACCUCACUGGUACGACCUUCACGCCCUGUUUAACAAGGCUUUCGGCACCAUGACUGUCAAUGUCCAAGGGGCCGCGAGAGGAAAAUUCAUCCUCAAGUGUCUCUACUUUGGCAAGCAGGUCAAGGACAACUACGCCCUCCAGAUCCGCAACAUCGUCACCGAGGCCAGGAAGAAGAUUGGGGAAGUGCCCGUGUGCUUCACUGAGGUCGGCAUUCCUAUGGACAUGAACAAGCACGAGGCGUUCACUACUGGUGACUGGAAGUGGCAAAACCGCAUGAUGGACGCCUUGAUCAGCGCGCUGGAGUCCUCGCUUGUUCACUUUAGUCUCUGGGCGUACAACCCUCACAACACGGACAGUCACGGUGACGACUGGAACUCAGAGAAUUUCUCCUGGUAUAGCGAUGCCAGUCGCCAUCUCGAGAUUGAGGAUGCGCCCGAGAGUGACCGGUCGCUGGUCGCUUCAUCACCUGACACUGGCGGCAGGCUACUCGGCGUCAUCGUGCGCCCGUAUGCGAUCGCUACUGCAGGACAGCCCCUGUCGCACGUUUACCACGCCGACAACGGUCUCUUCACCUACCGGUGGCGUGACAGCCCGAGCGCGGCGACGGCCUCAGGCGUGCCGCCGAUAAACAGGGUGACGGAGAUUUACCUGCCGAACCGUGUCUAUGGUGCCGCAAUCAAGGACGGAACCCUGAAGCACUUCAUCUCCCCAGGAGGGCGCUAUCGCUUCGACCCCGAGCGGCAGAGGAUGUGGGUUUGGUUCGAGGAUGAUUCGGUCUCCGUUAAGCAAGGUCACGAGAAGACUCGCCGCAUCGAUAUCUGGGUCAAGGAGCCCCAGGAAGACACGCCCGUCGGCAUCAUUGUCGGUCUGCUUGUCAUCCUCGGCAUGAGCUUGUUCGUCCUCGGAAGUGAGGUGUGCAGGAUCAAGUACGGGAAGGCGUGGGUUGACCUCCCCGUUCUCGCAUGGGAGGGAACCAAGAAGCACAGGGAACAGCUUGCGCUGAAGGCGGCCCAGACGGCGGCACAGGCGGCGCAGAAGGUCAACGAGUUGUAG
Molecule: messenger RNA, 2364 nt
Organism: Trichosporon asahii var. asahii CBS 2479
Lineage: Eukaryota; Fungi; Basidiomycota; Tremellomycetes; Trichosporonales; Trichosporonaceae
Product: cytoplasm protein
Exons: 6
Coding region: 1-2364 (787 amino acids)
Molecular function (GO): beta-glucosidase activity
Source: RefSeq, a predicted model, not a curated record